AUGAACUUUAAGAGGAUUUUCCUUGUCAAGUGCUUGCUGCUUUUAUUUCCCAGUGUAAAAUGCUCCAUCACCAACCCCAUUUACAUGGCUGUGAACGAGUCGGCUCUUCUCAGCUUCGCUGCUGCUGCUGGGAGUGUCUAUGAUGCAACAUGGCUGAAAGACAGAAAAAAGUUGCUUCAGAUAAAAAAUAAGGCAGUUAAAUACUAUGUGAACAGGGAGCAGUGCAGAUGCAAGGUGUUCCCAAAUGGGACUCUGCAAAUAGAGCAGGUGGUUAAAGAGGACAGUGGAAAGUACACAGUGAUUGUGUAUGAAAAGAAUGGAGUAUUGAGGGCAGAAGAAGAUAAAAUGUUCAUCGUUCAGGAGCCUGUCCCUCAGCCAGUCCUCAGUGGUGAAUGCAUGAAUAAAACUCUCUCUGUCACGUGUGAAGUGAAGCAGAAGACUAAAGAUGAGACGUUUACCAUAGAAAUUAUUCAUGAGAAAAGAAAAAUAAUCCAGAAGAAUGUAACAAGGUCGGAAUUGCACACACACUAUUCUGGGAUGUUCAGAUGUGUUGCUAAGAACCAAGUCAGUGAAAAAGCAGCUGAAAAAGUAAUCACGUGCUCAGGAGCGGUCCAGGUGCCAGGAGCAGCGAUGGCUCCUGGUACCCAGUAUUACGAGUCUAACGCCACCACAG
Molecule: messenger RNA, 673 nt
Organism: Eurypyga helias (sunbittern)
Lineage: Eukaryota; Metazoa; Chordata; Aves; Eurypygiformes; Eurypygidae
Gene: CD2
Product: CD2 molecule
Exons: 4
Source: RefSeq, a predicted model, not a curated record